Messenger RNA from Colletotrichum godetiae, 1587 nucleotides. RefSeq names its product RING finger domain-containing protein. The record is from RefSeq and is a predicted model, not a curated record. Gene Ontology annotation, cellular component: nucleus. The transcript has 3 exons. Gene Ontology annotation, molecular function: ubiquitin protein ligase activity. Lineage: Eukaryota; Fungi; Ascomycota; Sordariomycetes; Glomerellales; Glomerellaceae. The coding region runs from base 350 to 1405 and encodes 351 amino acids.
AGAGGGUAGACACGCUCGGUAUGUGCAUAUGUAUCCGUACCGCCGGCACGGCUCAUCGCGCCUGAGCCAUGUUCCCUGUCAUUUUGAGGUGUCUUUCUGCUUUGCCGAGACAAUGGUAUCCUUACCUGCCUCAACUCUCUUACCCACUCGUCUAUUUAGAUACCUUGCUUUAGUACUUGACUUCUUCACAAUCGAUCACUUCAUUCCUCAAACCAACCAGAUCGAUGGUCCAAAGUCGUCGAACAGCAAGACAUUCAUAGUACGCCUGUAACGCCAGGGCUGACAAUUUUCCUUGCUCGAUUCUUGCAGAUUUAUCUGUAUCACCAAGUUCCCCGUCACAAUCAACACCAUGGCACACAGCAAACGAAAUACGUCGCGUGCCGUCUUCACCUCUUACGAGCGUGAUAUGGCCAAGGCUGCAUGGGCAUCUAACUCAGCCCGUUUGUCGCGAGACUCUUUCCUCCCCUUUGGCUCCUGCUACCUCUGCCUUGAGAUAGCCAGGGACCCAGUCUCAUGUAGUCACGGCGACAUUUUCUGUCGAGAGUGCGCCGUAGCCAAUCUGCUCGCGCAGAAGAAGGAGAUCAAGCGCGAGGAAAAAGCCCGGGAGAAGGUUGAGCAGGCGACCUUGGAGGCGCAAGCACAACAGGAUGCCGAAGCCCAAGUACGCGCUGUCAAGGACUUUGAAAGUAUUCAAGCAGGGUUGAAACCAUCGUCUGCUGCGACGGCAUCUUCCUCAUCCAGUCUACCGACCAAAGUGACGGCAGCCGAGGGCGCUGACGCCAACCCCACCAGAGACAUUCAGAUCACAAAGAGAAAAUUUAUGCUGGACCAGGACGAGCUGGACAGAAUCGCCAAGGAGGAUCGCACGAAGGCCAAAAAGUUGAUUAAAGACGAGAAAGCAUCCAAGGAGAGUAUACCGUUCUUCUGGACACCAUCGCAAACACCGGACGCCAAUGCAGCCCGUCUGGCAGAGGGUUUGGCAGCCGCUCCCAAGAAGAUUAAGCUUGCGCCCAUCUGCCCGGCUUCGGCAGACGAUUCCCGGCACUCCUUGUCACUCAAGAGCCUCACUCCGCUCCAAUUCAAAGAAGAGCUCGACACGAAAAUCAAUGCCAGCCGGCGCAUCUGCCCGUCCUGCGUCAAGACACUCGGCAAUGCCUCGCGACCUCUCAUGGCCGAGAAGUGUGGCCACGUCAUUUGCCGCAACUGCGCCGUGAAGUUUAUGACUCCACAAGAAAAUGCUUGCUAUGUUUGCGAUGCUAGGCUUCCGGCAGCCCGUCCAGACAAUAAGCAGAAAGAGCCCAAGCAGGAGUUUGCUGGGUUGAUAGAACUCAGAUCCGAGGGCACUGGCUUCUCUGCUCGGGGAGCAAGCAAAGUUGAAAGGAGCGGCGUCGCUUUCCAAUGCUAAAACCAUCAUGCCCAUGACCUACGCAUCAUGGCUGAUAUGAAUUGGAGACGGCACCGUCCAUGCGCUGUUCGUUAAAAUGACUGUCUUGCAUGCUCGAGCAUGCUCUCAGAGGCAGUCAUGGAGCACUGAACCCUCGUAGCCUCGGAACGACGAGAAAAUGAACAGAAACCCUUUCAUCGAAG